Daphnia pulex (common water flea) is the source of this 2696-nucleotide messenger RNA. RefSeq lists its product as uncharacterized. The transcript has 4 exons. Lineage: Eukaryota; Metazoa; Arthropoda; Branchiopoda; Diplostraca; Daphniidae. The coding region runs from base 475 to 2562 and encodes 695 amino acids. The record is from RefSeq and is a predicted model, not a curated record.
GGUGGCGAUAUACCACUUGUGCCGGGUGUGUGAUUACGCAUACUAGUAGCAGCGAACAAAAAAAAAAUUACUUUUUGAGCAGAAAGCGAGAGUGGGAAAAAUUAUUUUCACUAGAUGGGGUAAUUGUGCAUUUUUUACUUGAUUUUGGAUUUCGGAGGGGAUGGGGGAAGGAGAUUUUGUCAAAGUUGACCACACAGCACGCGACCGGAAAUUUGUAGCUGAGUGAUGAGUGUUCUUUUAUCCAUUGUGCCACUUUAUCUAGUUUACAUCUGUACAUGCAGAUUUCACAUACCGAUAAAUUUUAAACUACCUUGAUUUAAUACCACAAAAAUUAACUGUGCAUCAAGAGUCAUCUCAUCUGGAAUAUAAGUGAAUUCAAAAAAUGAAAAAAAAAGACACAGCAACUUGGAUAUCAGUCUAGUUUUAGUACUGACUGUGCUAAUAUCGUCGUCAACAACUUUGAAUAAUAAGGGAAUGAAGUUCAGAGUUUUUGUACCUCUGGACAAAAACAUUGGAUCAUGGAAAAAUCUUAAUGUCGUUCAUCAUGACCUUUUGAUAGGACUGCCCAUUAUCAACAUCCUUCAAUUUACUGUGGAAAGCAUCAUCGACAUUUACGAGGCAGUGGAAGCCGAAAAAAAUCAAGUGGAAAUCAUAAGCCAUUUUUCCAGUGUCGAAGAACAGUUGAGCGAUUUGAAGGAAGAACUUCAAACUAUAAUUAAAUUACUUGAGAAAAUGGGCAUAGCUCUUUGCUAUUAUCCUGACGAAAUAAAAAUAGGAAAAACCCAAAAACUCUUCAAGGGAUUUCUUGCAAAUUCAACCGAAGAAAAUUUGCAACUGUUUUUCAAAGAAGCCAGCGACCUUUACACAAAUAUUGAACACUUAAUGGACGGUCUACUAGGCAAUACUAAUGUGUUCUGUCCAUCUGGAGACAUUUUUGCCACCGUGCGUGACGCUACCGGAUGCGGCAUGCGUUUGAAAACUAAAAUCAAUGCCAUAAUGGGCCUUGUAAUGACAGGAGUAUGGUUAAGCGCCGAAUAUGAAAAGAUGUCGAGCACCAGUUCGUCAUUCAAAGAAUCCAUCCACAAUUCCUCCAGUCUGUUGCUUGAAAGACUAGAGACCGAAAUGCUCAAUUGUCAUCCGGAUGAGGACAACGUGCCCAACGAAAUGCGUGACGUAAUCAAAGAAUAUUGGACCCAAGGGCGAGAAGUCGUGACUGACGCCCUGCUUCAGUUUCUCGAAGACAAGUAUGAAACCAAGAAGUGGAUCGUUAUAGUUCUUCCAGAAACUGGAUCUCAAAGCGAUGUUUAUUCUGCUAUUUCGGGAGGAUUCCACUCAGUGAGUGAAAAGGGCAUGGCUGUGAUCGCCAUCUCCGUUGAUCGAGCAUUAAUUUUGGACUGGGUUCCUUUGAAAGAAUUCCGGUUGCCGAUCGAAACAGUGAACAAUAUUUUUCAAAUUCCUCCGGGCAUUGGAUUUUCUUUGAAACCAAAGAGAGCCGCCCGUGACGUUCACGAAUACCUGAGUCUAUAUUUAAAACCACUACGAAAUCAAAUUAUCAUCGAGUCAUUGGUUAUUCAAACACCUUGUCAAUCGUCAGAAGAAGAAAUGAAGAAAAUCGUUACUGUAGUAACUUCAAAUGGAACAGAAAACUCGCAAAUUAUUAAUGACCACGGAGGCUGUAUUGGUCACUUCAUUCUUAUUGUUCCAGUGAAUUCAAGCCAUAUUAAUUCAAGCUUAAUUGCUGAGCCAUCCAUCCAUCAGGAUUGUGUUAACCAAGUUGACUUUAACGCCAGCAAUCAAACCGGGCUUCUACGGAACGAGUUCGGUCAAGCCUAUCUGUCGGUGCUGGGAGACUCCAGCCAAGAAGCCGCGUCAAUUAUUUUGGAAUCGGAAUGGCGAAAUACCGCAGGACAGAGAUGGCGAUUUGUGGACAACCAAUUGAAAAAUGAUUUUGGCAAAUGCUUGACGGCCUGGGAUAUACAGUCGUGGUCCUUGUACCUUUAUCAAUACGAUUGCCAUUCUGACUGGGCUGGACAGAAAUGGUAUCGCCACGGUUUCCAAAUCGUCAACGGCUUUAACAUGUGCUUAUCUUAUAAGAGUUCAAAAAGUGGACUGAUGUACGUCGUUCAAGAUCUUUGCGAUUCAACUCCGCCUUUCUUGUGGUACAAUUGGGACAUGGCCUGCGAAGACGCAAUUGUUAUUCCCUCGUCUUCCGUCGAUGGCCGGCCACUUCGCAAUGAAUUCUCCAGAGAAUAUUUGAGCGUCUAUGAAGACGGCGUUUAUGUUUUCCACAAGCCGUGGAGUAACCAGCCGGGACAAAAGUGGAAGUUCAUCGAUGGUCAACUAAGAAACGAACGUAACAAAUGUUUGGUAGGGAAAGGUUGGUAUGUUCACCAAGUCGAUUGCGACGAUGCUAGCAGCCCUUCCAGCGCUAAAAAAUGGACCUUAAACGAAAAACGACAAAUUGUUAGUGCUAGUGGUUACUGCUUGAGCGUUGGCGACAAAUUUGGUUAUGUACUCAACAAUAAUUGCAAAGAUGAACCUGAAUAUCGUUGGUGGUACUAAUUCAUGUCGCCAGUAGUAUCCCAAAUUAUUCAACCCCGAUUAAUUUUUUGCAUACUUUUUCAUGAUCGGAAGAUUUUUCCAAUUAAAAUUGCCAAACUUAUAUCGCUCAAAUACACAGAUUCUGACUAUGGUUA